Tribolium madens (black flour beetle) is the source of this 2635-nucleotide messenger RNA. RefSeq names its product endothelin-converting enzyme homolog. Gene Ontology annotation, cellular component: plasma membrane. The record is from RefSeq and is a predicted model, not a curated record. Gene Ontology annotation, molecular function: metalloendopeptidase activity. Gene Ontology annotation, biological process: protein processing. NCBI's taxonomy places the organism in Eukaryota, Metazoa, Arthropoda, Insecta, Coleoptera, Tenebrionidae. The transcript has 5 exons. Bases 172 to 2517 code for a protein of 781 amino acids.
GAUACCAGUUGUGCGCUCUCGCUUUCCCUAUCCGCAAUCCAGGAUCCUGUGAACCAACCAAUCAAUAAUCGAGCAGAAGGACGUCUAGCGUCGCAAUUUUUGAACGCUGGGCGUCGACACUGCCUUUUUGCCAGUGCCAAAAAAACUCUCAGUGUUGUGAAAAACUCAAAGAUGAGCGUCAAGAUGACUCGAUAUACACACGCUGACUUCACAGACGACGAUAGUGUAAAUAGUGUACAAUUAACCGAAGGUAUAAGCACCAGUGCGACUCAUAUACGGUACCAUGCUGGUACCGGCAUAUGGAAACAGCGUACUAUGCUAGAAAAAGCCCUUCUUGUUCUUAUAGCGACUUUAUUCUUCGUAAUUGUAGUUUUAACAAUCAUUCUUCAUUCGGCGGAACACCGGAUACAUGAAUCCAGGUUAUUUUCCCAGAUAAUCCACGUGCAAUCAGGCGACAACCUCCCCUGCUUGAACAAAUCCUGCGUCCAAAUCGCCAGUAACAUCCUCUCAGCUAUGGACCUCUCCGUCGACCCUUGCAAGGACUUCUACUCCUACUCGUGCAACGGUUGGGUCAAAGCCAACCCAAUCCCCGACGGUAAAAGCACCUGGGGCACUUUUAUGAAACUCGAACAACAAAACCAACUCGUCAUCAAGCACGUCCUAGAGCAACCAAUCGAAAACCUCAAAUCGAAAGCGGAGGAAAAGGCCAAAAUGUACUACGAGUCCUGUUUGGACGUCAAUGACACUGUUGAGGACUUGGGGGCGGAUCCCAUGCACACUGUUAUUAGAAAACUAGGCGGAUGGAGUAUCACCGACAGCGGUUUUAACCCAAAAAACUGGACGUUGCAGAAUUUAGUUCAAAUGGUGCAAAAUAAGUAUAAUAUCGGGGCGCUGUUUUCGUAUGUCGUGGGGGAGGAUGAUAAGAAUUCCUCGAGGUAUAUAUUGCAGAUUGAUCAGAGUGGGCUGACGUUACCUACGAGGGAUUAUUAUUUGAAUGAAACUGAACAUUCUAAGGUUUUAGAAGCCUACCUUGAUUAUAUGACCAAAGUUGGGGUUUUACUAGGAGGGGAAGAGAACUCCACCAAAGAACAAAUGCAAGCUGUGAUAGAAUUUGAAACUAGGUUAGCCAACAUUACGACACCGAGUGAACUAAGGAGGGAUGAAGAGUCGCUCUAUAAUUUGAUGACCCUCACUGAGCUGAGGCAAAGAGCCAAAUUUUUGGACUGGCGGGCUUUCUUCGAAAACGCCAUGAAAAUCGUAAAUCGCAAAGUGUCUCCAAAGGAAAAAAUAGUAGUUUAUGCUCCCGAAUAUUUAGGAAACUUAUCAAGUCUAAUCGACGAAUAUCAAAGUACGCCCGAGGGCAAUAUCACUUUAAAUAAUUAUCUUGUUUGGCAAACGGUGCGAGUGUUCACUGGGUGCCUCUCGAAGGCGUUCCGUGACGCCUACAAGGGCUUGAGGAAGGCUUUGAUGGGCUCGGAGGGCGGCGAGGAGCCCCAAUGGAGGUACUGCGUCCAAGACACAAACAAUGUGUUGGGCUUCGCAAUCGGUGCAAUUUUCGUCCGUGAAGUUUUCAAUCUGGAAUCCAAGACCCAAGCCGAAGAAAUGAUCAAUAAUGUGCGAAACGCCUUCAAAGGGAAUUUUGCUAAACUCAAGUGGAUGGAUGAGGAUACAAGGAAGGCGGCUGUGAUCAAAGCCGAUGCGAUUUCGGACAUGAUCGGUUAUCCCCAAUUCAUUCGUGACUCCAAGCAACUUGAUGAUCGCUACGAAGAACUCGACGUACACAGCGACACCUACUUUGUAAACAACCUAAAUAUCAAUUUUUUCAAUUUGCGCAAAAAUUUGGAAAAAAUCAAGGAGCCUGUGAAUAAAACAACAUGGAGUAUGGCGCCUUCUACAGUCAACGCCUACUACACUCCGACCAAAAACCAGAUGGUUUUCCCGGCUGGUAUCCUCCAGAACCCCUUCUACGACCCCAGUUUCCCCCCGAGUCUCAAUUACGGGGGCAUGGGGGUCGUCAUGGGGCACGAACUCACCCAUGGAUUCGACGACCAAGGCCGCGAGUUCGACAAAGACGGCAAUUUGAACCAUUGGUGGAAAAAAAAGACCAUCGACUUGUUCAAAGCACGCACCAAAUGCGUCGUGGACCAAUACAAUAAAUACACAAUUAAUGGGAAGAAUGUCAAUGGGAAUCAGACUCUAGGGGAGAAUAUCGCCGAUAAUGGGGGUUUGAAAGCUGCAUAUCACGCGUAUUUGGCACUGAUGAAGGAUAAACCAGAGCCCAAAACGCUUCCAGGGCUUCCUUUGAACCACAAACAGCUGUUUUUUGUCGCUUUCGCACAAGUUUGGUGCUCCGCGGUAACCAAGGAAGCUAUGGCGUUGCAAAUUGAGAAGGAUUCGCAUUCACCGGCGAGGUUUAGGGUUAUUGGGGCUUUGAGUAAUUUGAAGGAGUUUGGGGAGGUGUUUCAAUGUCCGGCAGGAUCGCCUAUGAAUCCCAAAAAUAAGUGCGAAGUGUGGUAGAGUGAUGAUUGUACCUGAUUUUUUUCCAAGGGUGUGUUUGAGGGGGUUGAAUGCUCCAGUGGAAAUUGUGAUUUUUUUUGCUUAAAUAAACGGUUACCAAAGUUGCUUUCGUAGGUUA